UAAGCCUAUUUUGAAAUUAAAAAUGUUUUUCAUCAUGAAAUGAUAAAAAAUAAUAAGUUCACGAUUUUAUUUUCAUUUAUAAAAGUUACUUCCAUUUUAUUGCAGUGUCAUUACGUCACGAGAGUAGCUUAAAUAUACUAUUACCAUAUAUGUAAUGUAACAGACAAGAAUAUAUAGCUUAUAUUUUUUUUCUUUAGACAUUAUCUCAACAUUUAAAAUAAUUGUUGCAUUAUAAAUUCAGUGCAAUUGAUUGACAUCAAAGUUACAGGUUAUGUUUAUUGAAAGAAUCACAAUUAAAAGAUAAAUAUAGAUGAAAUAUAUAGGAGAAUAAAUAGAGAGAAGGAAUAGAAACUUAGAUCUCUAAAGAACAUUGUCAUUUUUAUCGCGAUGGCAUUAUCUCGGAUAAGUCGCUGUUCAGAUUUGUUAACUAUAUUUAAUCGUAACUUGCAGCCAGUUGGCGUAGCAAGUUAUCCGUUCAAUGAGGUACAAUUCAAACGUCGUGAAACAGUACCAAGAAGCCAAAUGAAGAUUUUACACGUAACGAGCAUACGUCGUUAUCCUGAUGCACCGACUUUGCCACUUCCCAAUAAUGUUUCGGAAAUAUUUGCGAACGAGACAGGUCGAUUCACUCCGGAACGAACAAGGGACAUAGCAAGUCCGAUUUUGAUUUAUGGUGCGAACAGAGUCAGCGCCAACAACAAUAACUCAUUUUCAUUCUCGUCCUUUAGCAAGGAAGUAACGUUCAACAGACAAAGACAUUUCUCGAUCGUACGCGAAGACAUGCACAUAGAUUCGUACGAUUGUUCAGGCGCGAUUAGUUUAAAUGGUAGCAUGCAAAGUAACGUGCCAAAACCUUUCUGUUCAACUGGCAAAUCGACUCAUUUCAAUAUGCCAGGUGGACAGUGGGCUAAGGAUAGCAAAUAUAUUGCUGAAGAUAUGCAAAAAUCACAUUACAGGCUUACCAGCAUUAAUAUUUUAUCGUCCGAUCGAGUUAAGAACGGUAUCAUGAACGAAGCCAUUUUAAUGAAUACACUCCAUAAUAAAUUGUUACAUCCAAUUUAUAUUGAUCUUAUGAGAUACUCAACAAAUGCUUCAACACCGCUGAAUACUACUAAUUCGGAAGAUAAGAUAAAAAAGAAAAUAAUAGUGACUAAAAGAGAAAGAUUUAAAAUGAUCGUAAAAGAUUAUGGGAAAGUUGUUUUUGUAUUUCACGUCACCAUUUCGCUAAUGUCACUUGGCUUCUUUUAUACGGCUGUUAUUAGUGGAAUAGAUCUAGUGCCUUAUAUUGAAACAGUUUAUAAUACCGAGAACGAAAAAGUAAUGAAAAUUUUGAACGAUUCAUCUGGAUUUUUAUUGGCAUAUACAAUUCACAAAAUGUUAGCGCCAAUACGAUUAUCUAUUACUUGCGCUAUAACGCCAUGGCUCGUUUUAUACUUACGAAAAAAGGGCAUUUUAAAGCGACCAGUGCCGAAAAAAACAGGAUAAAUUUUCACUUAAAGUUUAACCGAUAUAAAAAUUAAAAGGAAUAAUAGUUUCUACGAUGUUUAUACAUAAGUAUCGGCAGCUUUAUUAAGUUCGACAUAUAAAAUUAAAACUUCCAUGAGUAUUGUAUAACAUGCAUGCGACACGUGGUUCUCGUUCAAGUAAGAACGAAAUAAAUUUUUGUACCUGUGCGAAUAAAUAUCGCGCAUAUUUAAGAGUGUAAAUGGAUGUUAUAAAUUUAUAUCCGUAUAAAAAUUGAUCGUAUAUUAAAUCUAUAUAUAGUAUAUAUAUAAUUAUUUGUAUACAUCCAUCUCAUUCACUAUCAAAUAAAGUAUAUAAUAUAUUUAGCAGUGUAAUAAUCCUGCACUUUACGCGUAUUUUACGUACAAUACUUAAUACUCUAACAGCAAGCAAACAUGCGAUUCUCUCUUUGCAAGUCAUACAUAUUAUCAGCGUGAGGAUAGAACUUGCGUAACGUACAUACGUAAGAGUUCGGCAGUUUUCAAUGGACGAAUUAGUACAGUUUGGAACAUUGUGAUUAAACUUGAUUCUCAAGAAUGAUCUUUAUAUCAAGCAAAAUUCGUUUUACGAAGUUUGAAGAAUUUCAUUAUUGUGAAAUAUUCUCGCAAAAUUAUUUGGUUAAUAAAUAUUCUUUCUAACAAA
Messenger RNA from Vespa mandarinia (Asian giant hornet), 2145 nucleotides. RefSeq lists its product as uncharacterized. Lineage: Eukaryota; Metazoa; Arthropoda; Insecta; Hymenoptera; Vespidae. The record is from RefSeq and is a predicted model, not a curated record. Gene Ontology annotation, cellular component: mitochondrion.